This is a messenger RNA of Syzygium oleosum, 1505 nucleotides long. RefSeq lists its product as uncharacterized. The transcript has 12 exons. The record is from RefSeq and is a predicted model, not a curated record. Bases 135 to 1406 code for a protein of 423 amino acids. Gene Ontology annotation, cellular component: chloroplast. Lineage: Eukaryota; Viridiplantae; Streptophyta; Magnoliopsida; Myrtales; Myrtaceae.
UACAAGCAAUUGAGGAUCGAGGAUAACACUUGUUUAUCUUCUUCCUUCUUCUCCUCGCACGACUCGCCACCGGUAUCACCAGUUCAGACCUCUCACUCUCAAUUCCUUGUGUUAUCUCUUCUUCUUCUCCUCCAAUGUCGAGAGGAACGGACCGGCUGAUCAAGAGCGUGAAGCAGUUCGCGGACGGUCAGUACAAGGCCUUCGCCGCCCGCUACGGCCAGCAGCUGAUCGACAUCGCCGAGCUCCCCAUCAAGGUCGUCCUCUCCCCUUUCACCCUCGCCUUCGACAUCGCCGGCUCCGCUCCCCGCGGCUUCGGCGUCCCCGAGUUCAUCUCCAAGCUCUCCUACGCCUCCAUCUUCGCUGUCGCCACUCUUGGGACGUAUGAUAUCGCGUUGGAGCUUGGAAAGAAGGUGAUAUGUCAGAGGAAUUGCAAAACCUGUAAUGGAUGGCAGGCACUGAGGUGUACCAUGUGCAAAGGAUCAGGAAAAGUGCACUAUCAAGUGAAUAACUACAGCUUGAAGAGUGGAGAGAAAGCAACAGCUGAAUGCAUAGCUGACGCCAUUGUUGAUAAUCGUGCUGAACUCGUUCACCUUCCUUCAUCUGUUGAUCUUCAUUCACCUUUGCCAUCUAAAGAUUGCCCAACUUGCGAUGGAACGGGAGUCAUGGGCUGUCCAGAAUGCAAGCACAAACUACAAGUCAGAAUUUCUGCAGAUGAUAUUAUGGAGCCUCCAUGGAUAGCCUAUAAUGUCAUGAGAAAAAUGGACUAUCCCUAUGAGCACAUAGUCCACAGUAUGAAAGACCCGAGCAUUGCUGCAUUCUGGUUGAUUACCUUCCCUCAAAUUGUUGGUGGAUUUGAAUAUGAUGAUGAAGUCAAACAGAAAAUAUGGUGGCAAUACAAGGAGUCCAUGAGAUAUGAUCAAAUUCGAGAUGCGAUUGCUAAUCGUAAACCUGGCUGGGAGCAUAUGCAGGAGGCUUUAAUUUCUAUAGAUCCAGUUCGUGCACGGGAUGAUCCUGUUGUCGUGAAAAAUAUUCCUUACUACAAAGCCAAGAAGGCUUUGGAAGCAGAAGUGAUGAAACUCGAUCCUCCUCCAAGGCCUCAAAAUUGGGGUGAGCUAGAACUUCCACUCAAUUCAUCUUCUUGGAAUGAAGAGGAUCUGAAAAAUCCCGAUAAACUUUAUGAGAUGACCGUACUUCUUAAUGCCCAAAGAGAGAUUGCUGAUAGAAUCUUGGAUGCACAAUGGCAAAAUAAAUGGCGACAGGAAAAGCUGAAUGAGAUGUUGGAGGAGAAGGUGCGCCCUUACAUUCAAGACAUUGAUAAUGGUGUCCUAUCUCGUCCUAUCAUAUUACAAUCAAAAGCGCAGGAUCAGAAGAGAAAGCCACGACAACGGAGAUGGUGGUUCUUUUGAAGGACACUGUUUCAGCUAUUUAACAAUUCUGGAUAUUUAAUUCUUGAUGGGCAGCUUUGGUUGGACUGAUGGUCUUCUACAAAAGCAAUUUUCCUUUUU